ACGAUCGGAAAGGAACAGGAUAAUGGCUCAGAGUCAUGGAUGAAAAGGACAAAGUCAGAAACAAAAAGAAAAACAAAAAAGCAAACCAACUACCAGCCUUCCACAAAUAAAAAACCACCACGUGGCAACGCAAGAUUGGUCGUUUAGCCCGACCUCCAUUCUUAAGCAACCUCGGAAUACAACUGGUAGAGAGAGAGAUAUACCGAUUACUUGUACGUAUAGGCCUAAAAGUGUGUGUAUAAUUAUCUCCGAAGCUUUCCUCGCAAAAACGCCAUCCUCAUUUUUAUCUCAAAAGUCCAAAAACAUGGGUCCUCGCGUUUCUCUCCUCCCUUUCCUCCUCCUAAUUAUUCUAACCUCGUCCUUCGCCGGUAUUUUCGCCGCCGGCGACGAAUUCACUUCCGACGACAACGGCGACGUUUUGAUCCGUCAGGUGGUCGGCGAUGAUCAUGUCCAGAACGCCGAUCAUCACUUCUCCUUAUUUAAGAAGAGGUUUGGGAAGACGUAUGCCUCCCAGGAGGAGCACGAUUACAGGUUAUCGGUUUUCAAGGCUAACAUGCGCCGUGCCUUGCGCCACCAGAAGCUUGACCCUUCCGCUGUCCACGGUGUCACUCAGUUCUCCGAUUUGACUCCGGCUGAGUUCAAGCGCAACUUCCUUGGCCUGAACAGGCGGUCGCCGAAGCUCCGGCUACCGGCGGAUGCUAACAAGGCUCCGAUCCUUCCAACCGAUGACCUUCCUGAAGAUUUUGAUUGGAGAGAACACGGUGCUGUCACUCCGCCGAAGAAUCAGGGGUCAUGUGGAUCUUGCUGGUCGUUUAGCACAACUGGAGCUUUGGAAGGUGCUAAUUUCUUAGCAACGGGGAAGCUUGUGAGCCUCAGUGAGCAACAGCUCGUUGAUUGCGAUCAUGAGUGCGAUCCUGAAGAUAAAGAUUCUUGUGAUUCUGGUUGCAAUGGGGGUUUGAUGAACAGUGCGUUUGAGUAUACACUCAAAGCUGGUGGACUCAUGAGAGAAGAGGACUAUCCCUACACUGGUUCAGAUCGUGGAGCCUGCCGCUUUGACAAAAGCAAAAUUGCAGCAAAGGUUGCUAACUUCAGUGUUGUCUCUCUUGAUGAAGAGCAAAUUGCAGCAAAUCUGGUUAAGAAUGGUCCUCUUGCAGGUCAAUCUUCUUUCUUUCUCUUCAAUACCUCUGGUAUUCUGUGGACUUUCGUUAUAAUUGCCACUGCUAGUUUAUUUUCCUCGCCAAUUCUUAAUACAUACUACACCUACGAUUCGUCCAAGGAAAUGGUACCAAAUGUUUGAUCUCCUAGAAAGUUAUAUUCCUUGCAAGCAAACUAGUUGUGUUAUUUGAGUCUUUCCUCAAAUAAAAGAACACCUUUUAGAAUCUACAGUAGAUGACUUGAAAUUUUGAAGGUUAACUAUGACAUCUGAUUUCAAGCAUGCUUUUUCUUGUCAGUUACUGUAAAAGCUUUAUCACUGGUAUUUUACUGUAAAAGCUUUAUCACUGGUAUGAUUAGGAAUAAUAUAUUUAUGGCUUCAUCUCAGUUGAUGAUCAUCAUCUGGUAAACGCCCAAGUGCAACAUGCUACCACUAAAAUUUAUUUGCAUCCCUAGUGCCAAUAAUUCUUUUUAAUUCGUCAAAGAUACUGAGUUAAAAUUAAACCUAGAGAGUUGAGAUGCAGACGAGCUAUAUUUCUAAUUUGUGCUUGUUUUAGUUCCUCGCGUAGCACCUCUAUAGUUUUGCUAGUGCUGGAUGAACUUUUAUGAGUCUGGGUGUUCACAACAAUAUACUGAUACUGGUAGUUUCCCUCUGGAUGCAGUGGCUAUAAAUGCAGUUUUUAUGCAGACCUAUGUUGGGGGAGUUUCUUGCCCUUACAUAUGUUCCAAGCGUUUGGAUCAUGGUGUGCUAUUGGUCGGCUACGGUUCAGCAGGAUAUUCCCCAAUCAGGAUGAGGGAUAAGCCUUACUGGAUCAUUAAGAAUUCCUGGGGAGAACAUUGGGGAGAAAGCGGUUACUACAAGAUCUGCAGGGGGCGCAACGUCUGUGGUGUGGACUCCAUGGUUUCAACUGUUGCUGCAGUUCACUGACACCAAAAGAGUUCAAGGAUGAUACUCUUAGUUGCUCUUGUACAUAAGAGUUGGAUGAAAGCUUUCUCCAACUCCCACUGGAAUUUUAGGUUUCGCAUUCAAAAAGCCCAUGAAUUUGAUUUGGGUAAAACUGGAUCAUUGGAACAUGCAAUCAGCCGGUUCCUAUUUCCAGUUUGGUUGUUGUAAUUCUGAACUAUUCAGGUGGAAUAUUAAUGCUUUUCUAAGCAUGAUAGCAUCGCGUGUUAUCUUCUACUUAUUGCUGCUCCUGACUGGCAAUUUGAACACCACAAUCACACAAAACACAGUUUCUUGUUAAUCUUAAACUUAGCAAAAUUUUUAUUAUGAUAACUCUUAAGCUA
This is a messenger RNA of Oldenlandia corymbosa var. corymbosa, 2439 nucleotides long. NCBI's taxonomy places the organism in Eukaryota, Viridiplantae, Streptophyta, Magnoliopsida, Gentianales, Rubiaceae. The record is from the annotation of a GenBank genome assembly.